AUGGCGUCACCAACAGCUCUCUACCAAAUCCAAUCCCUUUUUCUCUAUAAAAACAAUCACCCCCGCCUCUCUGUUUCCCAAACUCAUCCAUUUCGUUCCAAUUUCUUCUUGCAAAGGAAGUUAUCAUUCGAGGUGCCAAGGAUGCCGAGGAAAGAAACGGUUGUUGUGUCUGCGACGACGGCGGAAAAGAAGCGUCAUCCCGGUGAGGCGAAGGGGUUCGUGGAAGAGAUGAGGUUUGUGGCUAUGAGGUUACAUACCAAAGACCAGGCUAAGGAAGGUGAGAAAGAAGUUAAAAAGCCGGAAGAGAGAGCCGUGACUAAGUGGGAACCUACUGUUGAUGGAUACUUGAGGUUCCUUGUUGAUAGCAAGAUUGUUUAUGAUACUCUCGAGAAGAUUGUUCAAGAUGCUGCUUAUCCUUACUAUGCUGAAUUCAAAAAUACAGGAUUGGAAAGGUCGGCAAGUUUGGACAAAGAUUUGGAGUGGUUCAAGGAGCAAGGUUAUACCAUUCCGGAACCUUCAUCUCCUGGUCUUACCUACGCACAAUAUCUUACAGAUUUGUCUCAGAACGACCCCCAAGCCUUCAUAUGCCACUUUUACAACAUCUAUUUUGCACAUUCAGCUGGUGGUCGAAUGAUUGGGAAGAAGAUUGCUAGUCAGUUACUUAACAACCAGGCUUUGGAGUUCUAUAAAUGGGAUGGUGACCUUUCGCAGAUGUUGCAGAACGUGAGAGACAAACUGAAUAAAGUUGCUGAAGAAUGGAGUCGAGAAGAGAAGAAUCAUUGUCUGGAAGAAACAGAGAAGUCAUUCAAGUUAUCUGGAGAGAUUCUGCGUCUAAUACUAUCCUGA
Messenger RNA from Lathyrus sativus (Indian pea), 846 nucleotides. NCBI's taxonomy places the organism in Eukaryota, Viridiplantae, Streptophyta, Magnoliopsida, Fabales, Fabaceae. The record is from the annotation of a GenBank genome assembly.